CCCUGGCGCCCGCCUGCCCGGACCGGAGCGGGGACAGGUGGGGUAGGCAUCUUGGGAGAGGAAGGGGUCCCAAUCCUGCCUCUGCGGGGAAGGGCCCUGCUGGGCUGUGCCCGGGGCCAGGAUUGGGGCCUCACAGCUGGGGACAGCACAGACGAGACCCCCGGCCCCUGCCCCAUCUCACGCCUGCGCCUGCUGCCUUGCAAAGCUGUCACGGGCCGUGAUUUAUGGCCCUGGGGGGCGAUGGAGCUGGGCGGGCGGCGGCGGGGGGGGAGCCACAGGCCAGGCUGGGCGCCGGCCGGCUCAGAGGCAGCAGCCCUCUUCCCCAGACCGCCUGACCCUGUGGCCCCGCACGCGGCUGCAUGGCGCAGCCCCGCUCCCGUCUCUCCGGAGACAUCGAGGAACGCGGCCGGGACGUGGCCUAUACGCCCGGCGCGGGUGGGCAGCUGGCGCAGAGCCGGGCCGAGCGGCUGCGGGGGAAGCUCAAGGACCUGGCACCGCCACGCUACAAGCUGGUGUGCAGCGUGGUGCUGGGGCAGGCGGGGCGGCAGGGGCUGCGCGUGGCCAGUCGUGCUCUCUGGGACCCCGAGAGUGACACCUUCGCCUCCGCCACCUUCGCCAACGCUUCCCUCUUCGCUGUGGCCACCGGAUGUGGUAGCUGA
This is a messenger RNA of Alligator sinensis (Chinese alligator), 659 nucleotides long. RefSeq names its product Tctex1 domain containing 4 (gene DYNLT4). The record is from RefSeq and is a predicted model, not a curated record. Gene Ontology annotation, cellular component: cytoplasm; cytoplasmic dynein complex. NCBI's taxonomy places the organism in Eukaryota, Metazoa, Chordata, Crocodylia, Alligatoridae. Gene Ontology annotation, biological process: microtubule-based movement. Gene Ontology annotation, molecular function: dynein intermediate chain binding.